Molecule: messenger RNA, 5662 nt
Organism: Stegastes partitus (bicolor damselfish)
Lineage: Eukaryota; Metazoa; Chordata; Actinopteri; Pomacentridae
Gene: socs6a
Product: suppressor of cytokine signaling 6a
Exons: 3
Coding region: 547-2157 (536 amino acids)
Biological process (GO): phosphatidylinositol phosphate biosynthetic process; protein ubiquitination; regulation of growth
Cellular component (GO): phosphatidylinositol 3-kinase complex
Molecular function (GO): 1-phosphatidylinositol-3-kinase regulator activity
Source: RefSeq, a predicted model, not a curated record
GUGAGCUACAAAGUGCUAGCCAACCUAGACUGAGAGAUGUCACCUUAUUGUGUCAUUCUAGCCGCUAACAUAGACCCGUACGUUUAGAGAAGUACCAAAUCCGGCCACAUAAACGCUUCAUGCUUUCGUUUUGGGUGCAGAAGCGGACUAAAGGGAAGGUAACGGCAAUGUUUUCGACAGAAAACGCUAACAAAGCUACUAGCUGACUGGCUUAGGUAGUAGGUUAGCAUUAGCCGAGCUUACGUUAGCCAACAAUCGUCAAGGAGCGCACCUUUCAUGAACGUGUUGUACGAGAUAAACGCUGACGCCUUUGCGUUGUUUUGCCCAGUGUUACGAGCAGAAGUGAACAGCAUCAAAUGAAAGGUGGUGGAGGUGGAACUUGACCCAAGCAACUGAGUCACCAUUUUCCUGCACAUAAUGGGUUCGAUGGCUCCACUGUAUGCAUGACUUGUUUCGUGUGGCCUGAUGGGAGGACACUGUGGAUAGUACUUUCAUCAGGAUACGAGGAGAGCCAUCCCAUGCCCCCACUUUGGAGGGCCUGUCAGAAUGAAGAAGAUAAGCCUUAAGACCAUCCGCAAGUCCCUCAGCAUAAAGGGCAAAGAGGAGGGUGACUUUGUCAUGCUCCAGCAGCCCUCAGUGACUACAGAGUUUUCUAAGGAAGAGUCACUUUUUGGGGGCUGCUACACCAAAGAGCUUUCUGGCUGUGACCUUGGUGGUGAAGAGGAGAAAGGAGGCCAGAACAAGGGCCGCUCAAAAAGUGAGAGCCUGAUGGGAUCUUUAAAGAGGAGGCUGUCUGCCAAGCAGAAGGUGAAAGUGAAAGGCGGCUCGUCAGCCAUAGGCUCGGUGGAUGACGAUGACACCUUCUCAUCCUCUUCUGUGCCUAUCAGCUUCAAUGAGGUGAAAGCCCAGAGACCCCUUAGAUCUGCAUCCUUACGGAGUCACCAUUAUAGCCCCUCACCAUGGCCUUUGCGGUCAGUCAACUCCGAUGAGGCGUGUAUCAAAAUGGAAGUUAAAGUUAAAGCCAUGGUUCACUCUCCUAGCCCGAGUCCCAACUUAAAUGGUGUCCGGAAAGAAUUUCAUGAUUUCCAGAUGGAAGGGCUCUUUCAGGACCAAGCAGAGUCCUUAAAGAAUCUCCAGCAACCGCAAAAUGGUGAGCUUCAUCUAAAUAUUGAUGAAAAUGACGUGCCUGUCGUGCUGGGGUUGACGCCCCAGGACUACAUCCAGUACACAAUGCCUUUAGAUGAGGGAAUGUACCCGGAAGGGUCCCACUCCUUUUGCCUGGACAGCUCCUCUCCUAUGGAGGUGGUGACAGAGGCAGACAACGGGUCCCUCCACACAGACCAGGGACAGGAGGAACAUGAACUGGUUAGUGGAAUGCCUCCGGAUCUCUUUAUGGAAACCUCAGUUAAUAGUAUUCUUAUCGGUUCUGCUGGUGUAAUGCUCCAAAGCUCCAGAGUAGAGGUUCCGCCUCCCCUCUCUCCACUCUUGCCACCCAUGACAAGUAAUGGCCGUAUCCCCAGGACUUUUUCGGGCUUUAGUUCUUCAGACAGCCAGGUAGCUGAGAGGGUAAGGCACCACCUCAACUUUGACCCAAAUUCAGCUCCUGGGGUCAGUCGAGUAUACGACUCGGUCCAGAGCAGCGGGCCCAUGGUUGUGACCAGUCUUACGGAGGAGCUGAAGAAGCUUGCGAGGCAGGGCUGGUACUGGGGUCCCAUUACACGCUGGGAAGCAGAGGAAAAGCUGGUCAAUUUAGCUGAUGGUUCAUUCCUGGUCAGAGACAGCUCAGAUGACAGGUACCUGCUCAGCCUGAGUUUCAGAUCACAGGGCAAAACUCUCCACACCCGCAUCGAACACUCCAAUGGACGCUUCAGCUUCUAUGAGCAGCCUGAUGUGGAGGGACACACGUCAAUUGUGGACUUAAUUGAACACUCUAUCAAAGACUCGGAGAAUGGAGCUUUUUGCUAUUCCAGGUCUCGCUUACCAGGGUCUGCAACCUACCCUGUCAGACUAACCAACCCAGUAUCUCGGUUUAUGCAAGUGCGCUCCCUGCAGUAUCUUUGCCGCUUUGUCAUUAGGCAAUACACAAGAAUAGACCUGAUCCAAAAACUGCCCUUACCCAACAAGAUGAAAGAUUAUCUGCAGGAGAAGCACUACUGAGGACAUAGAGACAGGACAGUGGUAGCAAUUUGCACUUUUUGUGUUCAGUUAAGAGAUUUAAACAAGGUUUACAGGCAACCACAGUUUUGAGAUGAUUGGUUCUGGUGGCUCUUGGUUUGUGUCCAGGUGACCCUGUCACUGUUCAGUCCUCCAUUCCACUGUUCUGGGGUUGUUCGCUGGUUUUAGGAGGCUCUACUUCCAGAAAUAUAGGCCAGCACAUAAUCUAUUGCAAACAUAUAGCAGAGUUUUACAGCCAAGUAAUCAUAGUUGAAUACAUAAAGUGCAAAUAUUUUCACUUGUGAUGUAUGGCUAUGUGUAAUAUCCAGCUGUGCAAGUAGAGCAGAUUUUUAUCAAUUUACUAUCUGCAUAAAUGUUGGGCCAGUGAGAAAAACUAAACUCCACUCUGAAUUCGACAAGUUAUUGAAUUUUUAUCCAUGAAAUUGUACAUUUUGAAAAUGAUUUCAAGAUGGAAAGGUAUUGCUACAUCAAAUUUUAAGGUCUCUGCAGGCUGACUAGUUUUGAUUGUCUUUUGCUUUUUAACUUUUAAGAUGUUACCAUCUUUUUCGGCAUGAUCAGACCACAACAUAUUUCUGCAUUCAUACUUUGCAAUUAGACAAAGAGAAAGUAAGACUUCAUUGUAUUUGUGAUAAUGGCUGACCUAUGAUGUUCAUGAUAUCCAGAUUUGUGCUAAUUUACAAAGAUAACUAAUUGUUUAACUGGUGCAAUUGCUUCAUAAAGCAUUAUCUGACCUUAUAAUGGCAUGUGACAGCUGACAUACUACAAAUACAUUUGUGCCUCAGUAUUUAAAUGGUACUGACUUUAUUUUUAGGUUGUCAUGUUUGUUACUUUUAGCUAUACUGGUGUACAAAUAUGGACAUUAAUAGACAUGGAUAUUUACUGGUCAGAAAGUCUUACACUAACCAAAGUAAUCAAUCAAAGUUGUGCACAAAUUUAUGAAUCGCUUUCAGAGUCAAGUAUUUACAACAUUAACAAAACUGUAGAGCAAUAGACAUCCAGAAUGUGUCAGUCUGUCAGAGGCUUUAAACAGUUUGGUCCGUGAAGUAGCUUUAAAUUGUAUGGCUGCAUGUAGCCAUUAUACAUUGUGCAAGGUACUCAUAAUGCUGGAUUUUAAUGUCGUGCUGUUUGUAGAAACGACACUAAGUUAAUGUAUAAACCUUUUGGAAAUAUGUUAACGUUAAAGGUUACAUUUUUCUGCAUUAGGAAUGCUACAAAAACUGCACCGCAGCUCAGGCCUAACAACUUUGUCACUAUCUGUAAUGCUUGUAUCUGCAUGUAGUAAAGGCUUUAAGACUGUCAAUUAAAGGCAUUGUAGAGUUACUCUAAAUGAGAGAAGAUGUCACGGUAAAUGAUUGAGAGAUUUUGGCUGUGGUGUUAAAACGCAACUUCGAUUAAAAAGGCUGUUAAAUGCACAGUUGUAUUUACCUUUGGCAGUUUAUAUGUAAAGAAAAUUACCCUCACUUAGCCUGCAACUGAAAAGCAGAUCUCUAGUCAGUUGACCUGAAUCUGUGUGUAGGAAUGGCUGUUUUGUAGUCUCUUAAUGCCAGCAAUGAGCUGGACCCAGAUCAAAGGAAUCUCGAAAAAAGGGUGUGAGCUUAGGUAAACGGAUUUGGGAAAGCCAGGGUUAAGUCCUCCUUGCCAUCUUGGAGCGAUGCCACAGUUUCAGCAUAUGACAAAAGUUCAGUCACAGCUGCAUGGCAUCAUUAGUGUUAUAUGGGUUUUAAGGACAUUUGAAAAGAAGCAUCGAGUUUUUGCCAUUGCUUAUUCACAUUGACCCCCCAGUCCCCACAGAGCUGCACUACCCCACAGAUUAUCUCUCUACUGGGCUGUUUGUGCCGGAGUAAAGGGAAGAGCACACAGUAUGCUACGCAAGUGCUUUAUAUGGAUACUUGACAGGGAAUUGUGUUUUCACAUUAUGAAUGAGCAUCUUUUUUUGACAUCAGUGUCCUUAAAAGUAUUUGGAAAAUGGUCUGUCGGACAACUUUGGUAGGUCGUUAGCUCAUAGUUCUAGUUUUAGUUAGCUGGAAAUGUUGGUGUCCGAGACAGUUACCAUGAAUCUAGCACAGCAGAAAUUAGAUAGGAACUUUGAAUGGUGUUGCAUGUUUAAAGACUUAGCAUUUUAAAGCUUUGAGUUGUAUAGGAAUGAAGGAUUUAGGUUGUGCGUUUGGCUGUGUAGAGAGAUGUUUUUUUUCUGUCACGAACAUUGGCUGGACAUUCUGUGUACAAGAAAUGUAUUUUUCUUUUUAGAAUCCUUGAGUGAUAUUUUUUUUUCUGUUUUGUGACACUUGCCAUCUGGGGGAUGGGGCUGUACAAAAGGAAUGUACGCUUUUUGAGGUAUCCAUUUUAUCUGCCUGCAGACCAGUUUCAGAAAGCAUGGGAAACAUAAAAACUACAUUGACACAUUAUUUGCACUUGAACAUUCUCCAUUGACAUGCUUGGAUCCUUUCCUGCCUAGAGUUGUCCCUCAGAUGGCUGUUUUUAAAAAAAGAAAUAAAGUCAAACAUCUGUCCUUAUGUAUUCGUAUAACUGUUAGAUUAAAAUGUUUUGUUUUAUUCAUGUCUGUGGGAUAUAAAGGGUAAGGCACCAGCAUCAUUUCAAAGCCUCUGCUCAUUGGCUGUCAAGGAAAUGGGAUCAUGGCAAGAAUGUGGAUGUAAAUUUUAUUUUGACUUUUUCUUUUGUGUGUAUGUGUUUCAGUUGAAAUGUGAAAUGUUAGUCUUUUUUUUUUUUUUAAUACAAUGUUAUUUCCAUUUUAAUUUGCGAUUUGUUAUCAAAUUUUGACAAGCAGGAGCCAGUUUCAUAUGGUAUGCUGCUGUGAUUUCUCUAAAUACUAGUUUAAUAUUAAGCAUUAUUGCCUUCAAUGUUUGAUUCCAGAGGUUGAUGCUUGUUCAGACUGCUGAAGCAUUUUGAAUUAAUAACAGCUGGUUAGCACUUAACAAGCUCCAACGUUUUUAUUUUGUGCAUCUCGGUGAGUGAAGAUAAUUGUUUACAGCAUUAUGUUUGGACAUCCCUUUGUUUUUUUUUUUUGUUUAUCCUCUUGUCACAUGAACAUCUUGGUACAAUUUGAAAACUCUUUUUAUUUCUUUUUAAUGUGUUAUACACAUUUGUGCUGCUUAUGGAUAUGAUUGCCUUUCUUGUAUUUAACAAUGGGGAAAUAGAAUGUCACCAAUGUAGAUGUAUGUACACGUAACGACUUUGGUUGUCAUCUUGGGAGAGCAAAGCAGAUUUGCAAUUUGUUAACAAGUGUAGUCAGUUAAAAGAGAAUUAGUAGCGAUUAGUAAACCCUCUGUAGAAUUACCGGUUCACUCCAGUUUACAUUGGUUGUCAACUGUCAACUUUCCAAAGUAGAUGGUCUUUUUGUAUUUUUCUUUUGGAAAAAAAAAAAAAAUCAACAGUGAUUUAUUGCACAUUUUGGAUACAGUUCAAGAGGUUUUUGUAUCUGCCAAUUAUAAAUUAUAAAUAAAACUAUAUUCUAAAAAAAAAAAAAAAA